Bombus terrestris (buff-tailed bumblebee) is the source of this 6321-nucleotide messenger RNA. RefSeq lists its product as uncharacterized. The transcript is spliced from 3 exons. Lineage: Eukaryota; Metazoa; Arthropoda; Insecta; Hymenoptera; Apidae. The record is from RefSeq and is a predicted model, not a curated record. Gene Ontology annotation, cellular component: nucleus. The coding region runs from base 502 to 5433 and encodes 1643 amino acids.
GGAUAUGUUAGGUACAUACAAUAGUUGUGCAUUUGUUAAUAUUAUUUCAAUCAUUUGCCACAACGGCAGCUCGGUGUAUUCUGUUUUACCGACGAGCUGGAAACAGCAAAACAUAUCAUGGCUGAAUAUGGCGGUUUACUGAUGAACAAUCCUUUAAGUUUUGUUAAUACAUUGUAUGAUAUGAAAAAGUUAUAUGACAGGCGUAAUUAAUGGUGAGAUUUGGUGACAAGAUUGUGAAUAAAUUUUAUAUAAUGUUCUUUAAGUCUGUAGUGCCAUAUCAUAUUCAUUGUAUAUCAUAAAAAAAUAUAUGAUAAUUGGUAUAGUAUUAUACUUUAUUAGUAGAAAUAACAGCAUUUCACUGACUUUUAACACAUUGCUAUAAAUAAUUGUUUAUUACAAUAGUUCAUAUCUAUAUUUAUGAACUUUCAAGUAUCAAUUUGGUGCUUAUGGAUCCUGUUCCUAAGAUACUCUAAAUAUUGUGACACAUAAUAAUAAAAUCUCAUGCCAAAACUAAGAAGGAAUAGAAGGACUGAAACUAGGUGGGGUGACAAAUAUUAUACAGCAGUGAAAAAUGCUGUUUUUAUAACAGAGACACAACCUUAUGAGCCAACAUUAUCAUCCUUCCCUUUGGAGGAGUAUGUUCCAGAAUGUGAGAAUCUAUAUAUGUGUACACAAUGCAAAGACUGCUUCUAUUUUCGAAGCAGUUUGGAAGACCAUAUUGCAAGGAAAAGUUGGAUAUUGGGAUAUUGGUGUCAUCAUUGUUUUGUAACUACUUGUAAACAUAGCUCUGUAAAAGGUAUAUUAUGUUCCACAUGUUUACAAUUGGAUCAUGAGAAACGUUUAUAUUUACGAAGUAGAGGUUUACGUAACAAUCAAAAAUUUGGGGCAAUAAGAAUCUUUUACAAUCAAUGUCAAUUUUUUGCACAUUUGAAAGCUCAUAAUGUAGAUUUGGUAAAUAUAGGUGACUUAAUGUUAAUGCCUUUACCAACAAAUAUCAUCGACUGGAAUCCUGAAGUAGAUUUAACAUGCGAAGCACUCAUGGAACAUACAUUUAUAAUAAAAGUUCAUAUAAUGGAUUGGUUGAAAAAUAAAACUAUUGAUAACAAUUGGUGGCAAUUGCCAGAAGAUGCCAAUAAUCCAGUUAAUGUUAUUCUUAAAGGUUAUAAUGGUCGAUUCCAUUUUAAGCCAUUAGAAAUAUCAAUAGAGGAGCAAAUUUCUAUUUUGAAUUCUGCUCAUUCUACACCUAACAAUGGCAAGAAAUUUUCUGAUAUUGAUAUUCCUGAGUCAGUAGAAAGUGUUGAUAAAGGAACAAGUCCAUCUUCGACAGAUACCAGGGUUUCCAUUUCCGAUGAAAGUAUGAUUGAAAAUGAAGACAGUCCUUAUACAGUAAAUGACGUUACUUUUGUGAAUUGCGGAUUCUCAAAAUUUCUUGAAUCUGAGUUUCCAGCAAAUAAUAAGGAAAGGAAAGGAAACCCAACAGUUUCUGUAAAAUCAGUGCAAGAUUCAUGCACUCCAAAACGUCCAAAUGUAAUUAAUAAGUUGAAACGAAAUAAAGUAAGACAUUUAAACUCCAUUUCAUCCAAUAUGGUUAUGCCAUGUGGUAAUACAAUGAUAGCGCCUAAACGUGAUAUCAAAGAUUUAUCAAAGCGUCCUACCAAUAAACAAUUAUGGAAGAGUUUAACACAUAAAUCUAAUAACAAUUUAUCAGUCAAGACAGUUACAGAAGGCAAUAUCGUAAAAGAAAAAUCUGAUAGAAAAGAAAAUAAAACACUUCGCAAUAAUUUAUUAAAAAUAGCACCAGUGUCUAAGGUUCAGUCUGAUGUAUCUUGUACAGCAAAGGUGGAUACAUAUAAAAAUAAGUUAGGUAAAUUGAAACAAAAUCUAUAUACAUUGACCAUUAAUUCUGGUCAAAAGGAUGUUAGAUUUCAAAGUACGAAACAUGUUGAUAUUAAUACAAUUAUUAAUCAGCUGCCACCUCACAUGAUCAAUAACAAAAAGAUUGUUUUUAUAGGACACUCCCCUGAUAAUGCACUUGGCGAUAAUAACAAAGAAUCAUCUUCCGAAGGAGUAAUUCGCUUAGUACCUAUUGGGAAUGAAAAAUUAUCGAAAAUGAAAAUAAAUAUAGGAAAUGAAAAUCUUUCUCAAGCCGGUAAAGAAACUAACAGAAAUAGUUCGAAAAACCAAACCGAGCCCUUUAAAAAUAAACUACGACCUUUUCCCGGUAGGGUUAUAUAUCAAAACGGACGGAAGUAUAUUAUUAAGCAAUCAUCAGGUCUUACUAAAAAUUUAAAAACCCCAUCCAAUGCUGUGGUACCAGUGAAAAAUGUACAAGGAACAGUACAAUCAAAAUCUACAAAUAUUCCACCAUUAGUGUUCUACAAUAUUCCACCAUUGAUACCCUUAGAUUCUACUGAAAUAGAAAAUAUAUCGAAUCAGGAAAAAACGAAUUCAUUUCAUAAUGAUGUUUCCCCUUUAACACCUUCACCAUCCCCGUCGGAAUUAUCGAAUAGUUCUAGCUGCGAUAUUCAGUCGAAACAGACUUCUUUGUCAGCAAAGGGUUCUCAGAAAGUUGAUGUACCUUAUUUGAAUACUGAACAUAAAGACAUUGGUAUUGAUGUACAAAAUAUGAACAAUUCAUUUGAAAGUUUAACAUUUCAUAAAGGAGAAGACCAAAAUUUGUAUCUCGAUGUAAAGUUUCUUAAUCAAAAGCCGAUUUAUUCUAUUGUUGAUACAUCUACGAUGAUAACAAAAUGUAGAGAAGAAAUGCUAAAUGAAUUUUUUCAUCUUUCUUAUUUCGAAUUGAAGAAACGAUACGAUCAUUUACAAGAAAUUGGUGAAGAAAUAUCAAAAGUAAUGAAUUUCGUAACUGAUAAUGUGAUCAAAGAAAACUUAAAAGCAGUUCAUAUUUUGCAGACUGUGCUGAAACAUUGUAUUGAUAAAUGCACUGAGAAAUCUGACGACACAGAGGAGAAAGAUGCACUGUUACAUGAAUGGGAAUUCGAAUAUGAGAAAACAGAUGAAAAACCUAUUUGUAAGGCAUGUAAUAAAAUUAAAAAACCCAAGUACUAUAUUCCAGGAUUUUCAAAGCCUGCGAAGAACGAUAUAUAUUGUUCUUGCUAUAAGCAUAUGUGCCACAAAUGUCAUACGUAUCAAGGUAAUUCGACGCGUUUCGUAGCUCAUCAAACAUUUCACGACAAAGAGAGACCGUAUUUAUGUCCUGAUUGUUAUCGUAAAUUUACAUCAUAUAGAUCGUUAGAAGUCCAUACAUGGACUACCUGUUUCCACACGCUAAAAAGGCGUGUUCUCGGUUGCAAAAUUUGUGAAAUAGAUGGUUUUCAAGAUAUGGAAUCUGUCGCAAAACAUUUCGCAAUUAUGCACAGUCAUAAUAAGGUAGUUUGUGAUAAAUGUUACGUCGUUUUACCGUCAUAUUCCGAAUAUAGAAAACAUCAUAAAGAUAAACAUUCGGAUGCAAAUGAUCAUCAACCCAUAAGGCUUGUACUAUGUAAACUUGGGCGGUGCAUUGUACGUUGCGAAGAUUACAUGUUACACAUGGAAAAACAUAUAGUCGUUCAAAGAUUAAUAUGGUUUAAAUGUCCAUUUUGUACGUUUAUUCAUGUAGAGGCGAAACGAAUUAUGUCUCAUUUGCAAAGUGAACAUGAAACACGUUUAGAGGAACUUACAAAUUCCGAGACAUUAUGGAAUACUUCUCAAGCGAAAACCGCAACAGCAAAUUUAUUGAAAAAUAGUUUACAGCAAAAUAAAUUCACAAAUGCAUACACAGAGUCUUGCGAAGAUGGAACUGUUAUGCCUAAGAUUAUAAAUGCUAGAACUAUUACAUCUGAGGUAUUUGAACAUGGAGCUCAGGGGACGGAUGAUAACAUAAUAAAUUAUGAAACACCACUAUGUUCUAAAGUUGUUAAUGUUAAUUCAGAAUCUUCUGCAAAGUUGAGUGGAAUCAUACCGAAGAUACUCGACGUUAGGUCAAUGGCUGACCUAACGUCGGAUAUUUCUGAUUGCGACAAGAUUGAAGCAACUUCGAAAUUUAUAGAUACGACAACAAAUAAGACUAUAAAUGCUAGAAAUAUUACGUCUGAGGUAUUUGAACGUGAGGCUCAGAGGACGGAUGAUAACAUAAUAAAUAAAGAAACCGAACGAAACGAAGCCCACCAAGAUCAAGAGAUCGAAACCGAACUUGAACAUGUCAUUGAUUGUACAUGGGAUACCAAAACGAUUAAACUAAGUCCCGGCCCAGUGAAAGUUGAAUCGCCUCAACAAGAUCACCUGUUGGAAGCGAAAAACGAUCAGAGUACAUAUGACACAUCAUGCGAAAAAGUAAAAAUUCAAUUAGAUGAAACAAAGCAAGGAGCAAGGGAUGUUUCGAACAAUAUGCAGAGUCAAAAGCAACCGGAGGCUAUAACAGAUGAAUUAAUUUUAAAACUUCCACCGCUUGUUAGAAUUCCUCAACACGUGAUUGAGAUGAAUCGAUCUAAGAAAGCUGGACAGAUAACGAAAGGAGGAAAAAUGACAGUAUUUUCACGCGAUCAAGAAGUUAAUCGCUAUUUUCCUCGACGAAUUGCUCUAAUCAAUCCAAAUAAUUCAAACGAGAUCGUAAACUUUCCGUGUCCUUUAUGCAGGGAAUUAAUAAAUACAUCGAAAUCAGUUAUAAGCAAUCAUUUUCAGAGUAAACAUUUGCAAGAUUGUAAGCUAUCAGCAGUUGCCAUAAACUUACUACGAAUAUCACCAGAAUUUAUUAAUGGUGGUUACAAGGAAUUAUUAGAUAACAAAAAGCGCAAGUCCGAAAGUACUAUAUCGAGUUCAAAAAGAAGACGACGGUGGAAUCCAAAAAAAUAUACCGAUGGGAAAAACGUGAAUUUUACAGGACUUGGGUUAUGUGUAACACAACAAACAGCUGAAGAUAGCGAGGGUAAUUUCAGGUGUAAAAAAUGUGAUCAGCGAUGCUCGAAUAUGACAAAUUUGAGAGAGCAUAUCGCCUGCAAUCAUAGAAUCAAAGGCCGAUACUUAGUAUGUCUGGAAUGUGGAGACAAUUUUGUGGUAGUACCUAGUUUACAAAUGCAUCUGAAAGCAUUUCACGGGAUAGAGGAUCCCAUAACUUAUAUGGCACAAAAUACUUCCUACGCUCCUGAUAAUGUAGAUGAUCUCCAGGCUGAAGGAAAGUCUAUCGAAGCAAAUCAAUGUCAUGUUUGCAUGGCGGUUUUCGAAGAUAAGGCAGCGGUAGAUAAACAUCUUCGAGUCCAUGGCAUGGCGUUCUUAAAUCGUAAAAGGAUAGAAGCACAAAAUGCUUUGAAAAGUCCAGAGAAAAAGUGUGAUAUGGAGGAAGAAAAAUGUACACCAAUCAAAGCAAGUCUAAAAGAACUUGUUCGAAAGGAUAAACCAGCAGAAACUAUACUGGAAAAAAUCACUGCAACUAUAUAGCUAAUGGAGGCACGACUUUUCGAAACAAAAUCGAUCGGAAAAUAGUACAUAUGUAGUAAUUUCUAGGUCUAAAUAUGAUCCUGAAUCUGUGAUUUUAACAUCUUAUUUAAUCAAUGGAAAAACGUUUCUUCGUUUUCUAAACGAGAAAAAUUAAAAAAAAACUUGUUAAUUAUUUUAUAGUAUCGAAAAAACAUUAUUCAAUGCUUUACUUUGAAUAUCGGAACAGAUUUUGAUUAAUAUUAAGAUCAAUCACACUUAUUAACACAUUGGAAUUUAUUAUAAACUUCUUAAUUUAUGUUUUUCUAUGUUCUAUUUCAUGUUUUUUUAUGGAAUAUGUACGUUCAAGAUCUUUUAAUUAUAAAUUGCAUAGCUCUGUUAGAUGAUAAUAGUUGUGUAUACUCCAUACACAUAAAUCCACAUACUGUAAAGCGAACGCAAUGUAUUAAGUUUCUUAAAUGUCUUGGAAUGCAAUACCGUUGUAAAUAUAUGCAAAUAUUUAUAGACAAAUAUUGCUUGUAUAAUUUAUUUUAUCAGAAUUUUCUUCUUGAUGUGUAUUCAAAUUGAGUUAUUCUUUCUAUUAUAUGUAUUGUUAAAACUUGUUCUCUUGAUCUUAUACGGAUCAGCCUAACUUCUAUCGUACAUAAUUAUAUCCAUCGUACAUUACAUCAUUCGUAUGUAUGAAAUCUGCAGUUGCAAUUACGACAUAAUGUAUAUAAUUGCUCUGUUAAAAAAAAAAUAUAUAAUUUUUUCUACUCUACUAAUUCAUGUGCAUCGUUAUAUACAAAAAUAGAUAAAUAAUAAAAUAUUCUGAUUUACUUUCAAAGGAGAUCACUACUUAUUCUUAAUAGAAUGGAAAUAAUGUUAUUUGCAAUAAAUAGGUAGAAUAUA